AUGGCUCGAUCACGAAGCACAUUCGCUUUGGGCCUUGGGCUCCUUUGUUGGAUCACCCUGCUCUUCUCUCCCCUGGCUUUCGUCAAGCCUGUCCAGGCCGACGUAUCUGAAUAUGGCACUGUCAUUGGUAUUGAUUUGGGCACGACCUACAGCUGUGUCGGUGUGAUGCAAAAGGGCCACGUCGAGAUUAUCUUGAACGAUCAGGGUAACCGAAUUACUCCUUCUUAUGUCGCCUUCACCGAUGAGGAGCGUCUUGUCGGUGACGCGGCCAAGUACCAGGCCGCCGGUAACCCUGAACGAACUAUUUUUGACGUCAAGCGUCUGAUUGGCCGAAAAUUCAGUGACAAAAACGUCCAGGCCGAUCUCAAACACUUCCCUUACAAGGUUGUCGCCGAGGACGGCAAGCCCGUCGUCCAGGUUGAUGUCCAGGGCACUCCGAAGACUUUCACCCCUGAGGAAGUUUCCGCCAUGAUUUUGGGUAAAAUGAAGGAUGUUGCCGAGUCUUACUUGGGCAAGAAGGUCACCCAUGCCGUUGUCACUGUUCCUGCCUACUUCAAUGAUGCCCAACGCCAGGCUACCAAGGAUGCGGGUACGAUCGCCGGUCUCAAUGUCCUCAGAGUUGUCAACGAACCCACCGCUGCUGCUAUUGCCUAUGGACUGGACAAGACCGAGGGCGAACGCCAUAUCAUUGUGUACGAUCUUGGUGGUGGUACUUUCGAUGUCUCUCUUCUUUCCAUCGACCAGGGUGUUUUCGAGGUCUUGGCUACUGCCGGUGAUACCCAUCUUGGUGGUGAGGAUUUCGACCAGCGCGUCAUCGACUACCUCGCCAAGAACUUCAACAAGAAGCACGACGUCAAUAUUACCAAGAAUAAGAAGACCAUGGGUAAACUCAAGCGUGAGGUGGAGAAGGCCAAGCGCGACCUUUCAUCACAGAUGCUCACUCGCAUUGAAAUAGAUGCCUUCUUCGAGGGCAAGGACUUCUCUGAGCCCCUGACUCGCGCCAAGUUCGAGGAGCUGAACAAGGAGCUCUUCAAGAAGACCCUGAAGCCUGUCGAGCAGGUUCUCAAGGACGCCAAAAUGAAGAAGUCCGAGAUCGAUGAUAUUGUUCUUGUCGGUGGUUCUACUCGUAUCCCCAAGGUUCAGGCUCUCGUUGAAGAGUAUUUUGGCAAGAAGGCCUCCAAGAAGGUUAACCCCGACGAGGCUGUGGCUUUCGGUGCCUCUGUUCAGGCUGGUAUUCUGUCCGGAGAGGAGGGUACCGAGGAACUUCUUCUCAUGGAUGUCAACCCUCUUACUCUCGGUAUUGAGACCACUGGUGGAGUCAUGACCAAGUUGAUUCCCCGCAACACCGCCAUCCCUACUCGCAAGAGCCAGAUUUUCUCUACUGCUGCUGAUAACCAGCCUGUGGUCCUGAUUCAGGUCUACGAGGGUGAGCGAUCUCUGACCAAGGACAAUAACCUUCUUGGCAAGUUUGAUCUUACUGGCAUCCCCCCCUCGCCUCGUGGUGUUCCCCAGAUUGAGGUCUCCUUUGAGCUUGAUGCCAACGGUAUCCUUAAGGUCUCAGCCCACGACAAGGGCACUGGCAAGCAGGAGUCCAUCACCAUCACCAACGAUAAGGGCCGUCUUACCCAGGAGGAAAUCGACCGCAUGGUUGCUGAGGCCGAGAAGUACGCCGAGGAGGACAAGGCUACCCGUGAGCGCAUUGAAGCUCGCAACAGUCUUGAGACCUACGCUUUCAGCCUCAAGAACCAGGUCAACGAUGCCGAGGGUCUUGGUGGCAAGAUUGACGAGGAAGACAAGGAAACUAUUAUCGACGCCGUUAAGGAGGCUACUGAGUGGCUCGACGAGCACGGUGCCGACGCUUCCGCCGAGGACUUCGAGGAGCAGAAGGAGAAGCUGUCCAACGUGGCGUAUCCUAUUACCUCCAAGAUGUACGGUGGUGAUGCUCCUGGCAGCCAGGAGGAAGAGUCUGAUUUCCACGAUGAACUGUAA
Molecule: messenger RNA, 1989 nt
Organism: Metarhizium brunneum ARSEF 3297
Lineage: Eukaryota; Fungi; Ascomycota; Sordariomycetes; Hypocreales; Clavicipitaceae
Gene: grp78
Product: Endoplasmic reticulum chaperone BiP
Biological process (GO): endoplasmic reticulum unfolded protein response
Cellular component (GO): nucleus; endoplasmic reticulum chaperone complex; cytoplasm
Molecular function (GO): ATP-dependent protein folding chaperone; ATP binding
Source: RefSeq, a predicted model, not a curated record